AUGUUCCUUGAAAGCUAGUGAUUAAAGUAUUGUAUUGACUGAGUCUGUCUUUCUGGUGACAGCUAGCUCAAGCAGGACGCUGAACUCUGUGCACUCACUAUGAGUAUACAGUGGUAGUACAGUUGUUAGAAGUCAAACGAAAUCAGGCUCCUCUUCUUCAUGCGUUUUAGGAAGCCGAGCUGUCAUCUGUAUCUGGUCAUAGCAGUUGUGUGCUUGCACUGUGUUACGAAUACAAAGAGUACUGUACUUCCUUUUCUUUGUUGAAGAGCUGGCUGAAGAGUCUUUGUUCUGUUAUACAGCGGUAGACGCUAAAGGUGUUUUGCUGCAACUUAUUCUACCUUCUCGAUCUGGUGACUGGACUAGUGUCCUGUUGAAGAACAAUAUUGUUUCUCCGGCCGGACCUGUCAACAGACCAUCGCCCUUUCAGGAUCGUAUUAUAACAGCGAAUAGUAUCUGCAAGCCGUGAAUGCUUCUCUUUUCUGAGUCUUCGUUUGGAUGAUCCUGUUGGAAUGAGUUGGUUUUUCUGAUCUUUGCCGAGCUAGCUACGAUGAAGACACCUUUUAGACGUAUCUGCCUCUUGGAAUGUGUGGGCAUGUUACUGCUCACUCAGCUGCUACUACUAGCCUUCCCUAGCAUGAGUGUGGCUGACAGUAUUGACUUUGUAGGGCAGCCGGGCUGUGAACCUGGAUCCUACUGCGUGAGCCCUGACAACUGUACUGUGUGUAAGCCAUGUCAUGCUGGCAUGUAUCAGAAUGCUACGAACCAGCCCUCCUGUAUGCCUUGUCCUCUUGCCACUUAUCAGAACGGCACGGAGCAGACCGCGUGUAUCCCAUGCCCGCUUGGUAUGUAUCAGAAUGAAAGCGGCCAGGCCCAGUGUAGGCCCUGUGAGGAAGGCACAUUUCAGAAUGACACUGGUCAGGAAUCCUGCAUGGCGUGUGCACCGGGCAUGGUGCAGGGUGAGAAGGGGCAAGAUGUGUGCUUGAUCUGCCCGGAGGGCACAUACCAGAACGCCAGCAAUCACACUGGCUGUGCCAAUUGUUCCGCUGGCAUGUUUCAAAAUGAAACUGGCCAAACGGCAUGUAGAACAUGUCCAACUGGAAUGUUUCAAAACCUAACAGGCAAGGCUUCCUGCUCACUGUGUGAACUGGGCUCAUUUCAGAAUGCAACUAAUCAAACGCACUGUGUACAGUGCCCCGUGGGCACAUUUCAAGAUGAAUCUGGUCAGGUGUCAUGUCGGCGUUGCGUGCCCGGGCAUUUCGCUUUGGAGAAGGGAAGUGCAUUGUGCAAGAAGUGUUUACCGGGCAUGUUUUCCCCCAAGCCAGGCCAGUCAGCAUGCGACGUUUGCCCGAACGCUCAAGUUUGUCCAAAAUCCGGGUGUAGCAACUGUUCAAAGUGCCCGCCUCCCGAUAUUAGCAAUACGGACCACACAGCAUGCGUAAUGUGCCCAGCUGGGAUGUAUCCCGUUCAAGGAAGUCGCUGUGAUGCAUGCUACCCAGGGUCGUACUGCUUUCUAGGCUGCACAAAGUGCAAACUCUGCCCACCUGGCUCGUAUCAGGAUGGGCCUCAGAAAGCAUCCUGUCAACAAUGUCCGGCAGGACAAUUUCAGCCCUUCCAUGGCAAGUCGGAAUGCUUGGACUGCCGUGUUUCCUUUUACUGCCCACACAGUGGUACAGUAGAGCCAGUAGCAUGCCCACCCGACUCCUACUGUCCAGCCAAUAGUGUCGAGCCGCACUACUGCGGAACUUUGAUGGUGCUGAAUUCUGGCAAAACCGGGUGCAGUAUGAGCAGCGUGCUGACAGGAAUUGUUGUGACAGCUGUCAUAUUGGUUGUUGGCAUUAGUACUGUUCUUUUCUAUCGCAUGCGCCGAAAACUUCAUCGACAGGAGCGAGAUGAGCAGUCACUCCUGUACCGGCAGGAGCCGACCUAUGAGGGCUUAUAGUUAUAGUAGAUCUGUGCACUUCUUGCCAUCCGUUGCUGUCGUAUUGUGAACAGUGCACUGCAGCUGGUGGUACGUGGUGCUGGUGGUGGUCUUUUUUCACUGUGGGCCAUCAAGAUGACGAUUGAUCCGGAAUCUCUUUUGCGUGCACUAGUCGUGAGGAACAGGUGACUAUAGUUGUCUGGCCGUGUGAUAUGUUCACGCCAGUAGUUUCUGACAUACUUUGUUUAGUUCCUAGUUAUUUGGCAAAUUUUAAAGGUCCUAGUAUUUAGAUUGUAUGCACCACCAGGCUGUGCUAUAGGGUUCUUCUUUUUUUUCUUUUUACUUAGAUUGAGACGAGUACUUGUUACCCUUUAUGUUUCUGUUAAGUUAUCUGCUCCCUUUCUGUUCUGAUUCUGCUCUUCGGCAGUCCAUAGUUGUCUAGGUGACGACUUUCUCACUUUUCUAUCUCAUUCUUUCGUUUGUCCGUGAACAAAAUCUGUAUCACUUGAUUAGAGCUAGCUGUGGUUUGUAUACAGUACAGUAUACACACUGCUUCACAUCUUGAUGCUAACUUGAAUGCAUCUUGAA
Molecule: messenger RNA, 2506 nt
Organism: Sycon ciliatum
Lineage: Eukaryota; Metazoa; Porifera; Calcarea; Leucosolenida; Sycettidae
Product: laminin subunit alpha-5-like
Exons: 1
Coding region: 548-1939 (463 amino acids)
Molecular function (GO): protein binding
Source: RefSeq, a predicted model, not a curated record